AUGCCCAAAGUAAAAGAGGGUGCACAAUACGAAAAAAAAUAUGCCGAAGAAGAUGUUUUGCUUACGUUGAAGGCCAUCGAAAAUGGGAUGUCACAAAGAAAAGCUUCCCAAAUAUUUAAAGUACCACGUCAAACACUUCAGUUUAGAAAAAGUGAUAAGUUUACUAAUAAGAUAACUUUGGGACCAAGCAGUAUUUUGAAUAAUAAGGAGGAAGCUAUUUUAGAAGAAUGGAUAUUGACAAGUUACAAAAAAGGAUUUCCAGUUAGGAAAGUAGAUAUUCAAGCUUCUGUUAAGGAAUUUUUAGAUUCAAACCCACGUGAAAAUCCAUUUCAGGACAAUUUUCCUGGAGAAGGCUGGUAUCGAGGCUUUCUUAAGCGACAUGAAAUUUUAACUAACCGAACACCAGAAGCAGUUACUUCGGCUAGUGCAGUUGUUUCAGAAGGAGAUGUUCGUAAAUGGUUUUCUUUAGUCGAGGAAUAUUUAAAAAGUAAAAAUUUAGAUUAUAUUCUGCAAGACCCCACUAGAAUUUUUAAUGGAGAUGAAACAUGUUUUUAUCGGUGUCCAAAAAAUUUUAAAGUUAUUGCGCCUCGUGGAGCACGGAAUGUUUAUGAGGUAGAUUCUGGUCAAGCAAAAAUGAAUAUCACCGUGAUGUUUACCUUUUCUGCAUCUGGUCAAGUAACUGAUCCGAUGAUUAUUUAUCCGUACAAAAGACUUCCGACUUCUAUAGUUAAUUCAGUGCCUUCUUCUUGGGGAAUUGGACACAGUGAUAAUGGUUGUAUGAAAGUUGAGUUAUUUUACGAGUAUAUUGAUGGCCAUUCUACACAUCAAACCCUAAAGUUGAGUCAACUGUGUACGAAACUGCAGAUAAUUUUAAUAUCGUUGUAUCCCAACGCAACACGGUUAAUGCAACCAGCAGAUGUUGCUGCAUUCAAACCGUUAAAAACAGGUUGGAAAAAAGCAGUGUUAGAAUUCAGAAGAAAACAUCCCCAUGAAAUGCUGACUAAAGAAAAAUUUGCACCAAUCCUGAAAGAUGUCAUAGAAGACUACGCAAAAGCUGAAACAAUAAAAAAUGGGUUUAGAGCAAGUGGAUUAUAUCCAUGGAACGCAUCAGGUAUAGACUUUACCAAAUGUCUGGGAACAAAAAAGGAAACAAACAUAUAUUCAGAUACAAACUUAAAGAAAAAAGGUUCACCUAAUAUUCCGUUUAUCUCUUUUAAUCAAUUUAAGGAAAUAGUUGGCGAAGAGAGAAUAGCCAUAUUUAAAAAAUUGAUCAAAUUUGAAAAGAGCAAUAGCCAUCUUAAUACGGAAAUUCGUGACGAUUCAGAAAACCUAGAAAUCAGUACAGUGGACACAGAAAUAGAAAAUAUGGAAAUUAUUUUCGACGAAAAUAUACUUUUUAGACUAGAUGUAAAUGAAGAGGAAAAAAGCGACCAACAUUUAUCACGUCACAAUUAUUUCGAAGAAACUGUGGAGACAGGGGAAGAAUUACAAAAAAAUGUAACACACGAAGGGCAUGUAGAAGAAUUACUUAUACAGGAAAAUAAAAAAGAAACUCGGCCUUUACCAGAGGCUAUGGAAACAAAUGAUAUAUUAGAUGAAAAUUUAACACAGGAAAAAUCUGUAGAAAAAUUACCUAAUAAGGAAAAUAAAGAAGAAACCCAGUCUUUAGAAGAAACUGUGCUAACAAAGGACAAUAAAGAAAAUACCCAAAAUAAUAGAAGCAUUCGAGAUUUCGUUAUUUGGCCUAAAACACCAGAAAGAAAAGGAAAAAAGGAUUACCAACGAUUACCGUUUGUUUUAACUAGUUCAGGAUGGAAAAGAAUUCAGAUGGAGAAAUUGGCAAAUAAAAAACAAGAACAGAAAAGAAAAGAAGCACGUAAAACAGAAAGAUUAUCCAAGCAAAAAGAAAAAGCUGCAAAAAAAAUUGGGAGAAAAAACAUCAAAACAAGAAAGCAAAAAAAUGAUACAGUGAAAGAAUACAAAAAUAAAACUAAAUCUAAAAGUCCCAAACUGGAUACUGACCGCCUAAACAAAUAUGAUAAUGCAGCAGGGACAAGCGGAUUAAACAAUAAUACAAAAAUACCUCAACGUCACGUACGAAAAGUAUUCAGCAGUUCUGGAAGUGAUGAUGAACCCCAAAAGAAUGACUUUGUUUAUAAUUCAAUAGCUGUCGGAAAAUUUUGUUUUAUUUGUACGAAAAAUAUUACAAAUUCAAACAAAGGUAUCCGAUGCUACAAGUGCAGCCGAACAAACACCUACCUUACAGUUUUUCCUAUUCCGUGUAGCGGAAACCCACCCAUACAAAACAUUAUCUCAAAUCAUCUUCUCGCCCAAGUCAAUUCAGUUAUCAACACUCUUGUUUCUCGCUCGAUAAGACUUAGCAAAACAAUCACAAUUUCUGUUCGCGAUCAAACCAAAAUUUCGUUUCCUUUUAUUGAAGGUGUCACUGACAAAAGCAGUAGAACUCUUAACCCUGUACACAUCAAAACCAUCUUCACGAAUCACUACAAGUUGAAGACCAUGGUGUCUACGAGAUACCUUGUUCUAGUUGCCCACGUACAUACAGAGGACAUACAAACCGACGAAUCCAUAACCAUAUUAACGAACAUUCUAUAUCUGUAA
This is a messenger RNA of Diabrotica balteata, 2622 nucleotides long. Lineage: Eukaryota; Metazoa; Arthropoda; Insecta; Coleoptera; Chrysomelidae. The record is from the annotation of a GenBank genome assembly.